AUGAGAAGGAUGAAGAUGAGGAUGAUGAAGAUGAGGAUGAUGAUGAUGACAAUAAGGAUGAUGAGGAUGAUGAAGAUGAGGAUGAUGAUGAGGAAGAGAAGAAGGGAUGAGAAGGAUGAGGAUGACAAGGAUGAAGAUGAGGAUGAUGAAGAUGAGGAGAAUGGGGAUAAUGAUGGGGAGGAGGAGGCUGAAGAUGAGGAUGAUGUGAAGAUGAAGAUGAAGGAUGAUGAGGAGGAUGACAAGGAUGAGGAUGAUGAGGAUGAUGAAGAUGAGGAAGAAAACAAGGAUGAGAAGGAUGAGAAUGACAAGGAGGAAGAUGAUGAGGACAAAGACGAGGAUGAAGAUGAGGAUGAUGAGGAUGGAGAUGACAACGAUGAAGAUGAGGAGGAUAAGAGCGAGGAAGAGGAUGGCAAAGAUGAGAAUGACAAAGAUGAUGAAGGUGAGGAUGAUGAUGAAGAUGAAGGAUGAUGAAGAGGAUGAUGAGGACAAUGAGGAUGAUGAUGAAGAUGAGGAUGAUGAGGAUGAGGAAGAGAACAAGGUUGACAAGGAUGAGGAUGACAAGGAUGAAGAUGAAGAUGACAAGGAUGAGGAUGAUGAUGGAGAUGAUGAAGAUGACAGAGAUGAGGAUGAUGAGGAUGAUGAGAAUAAGGAAGAUAACCAAGAUGACGAUGAUGAAGAUGAUGAGGAUGAUGAAGACGAGG
Poecile atricapillus (Black-capped chickadee) is the source of this 701-nucleotide messenger RNA. Its product is annotated as prostatic spermine-binding protein-like. The coding region runs from base 1 to 468 and encodes 155 amino acids. The transcript is spliced from 2 exons. The record is from RefSeq and is a predicted model, not a curated record. NCBI's taxonomy places the organism in Eukaryota, Metazoa, Chordata, Aves, Passeriformes, Paridae.